Coffea arabica (coffee) is the source of this 2820-nucleotide messenger RNA. Its product is annotated as putative phospholipid:diacylglycerol acyltransferase 2. NCBI's taxonomy places the organism in Eukaryota, Viridiplantae, Streptophyta, Magnoliopsida, Gentianales, Rubiaceae. Gene Ontology annotation, biological process: lipid metabolic process. The record is from RefSeq and is a predicted model, not a curated record.
GGACUUACUGUUUCAGACGGAACCCAUAAAAUUUCUUUCCAUUUUAUGCACUCAUUCCUCAGCCCCCGCCUGACCACCCCUUCCAGCUCUCGCUAGCCCGAGAAAUCUCCCACGUGAAAGAGGGCAAUAUAAAAACCAAAGAGUGCCGUUGACACGAGGUUGUAGAGUUUUUUUUUGCAUGCAAAUACCAAGACAAGUGUCCUUCUGAGCAACUACGUGAUGAGUCCUCUGGUUCCAUCGCACCGCAACAAGUUAAAAAGUAGAGUCCCAGACCGCAUUUUCAUUUACUUCUAAAAUUUAAGAAGAAGAUUAAUGAGAUUUUUGGUAUUUUUUUCCCUUGUCUCCCUGCUUGACACCUCUAUGUUUUGCUUCCACCACGUGUUUCGUGGUUCCGUAGCGCCGCCUAUUUACUUUUCUUUGACCUCAAUCUUCACGUCCAGCUCUCAUUGUACCUUGUGCGAUGUUCUUGAUCUCUUCAAAAUUUUCCAUCAAUUUCACUCAAAUUGAUGCUCUCAUUCUCCAAUUCUUGUCCCAAGAAAAAUGACAUGAUAUUUUUCUACAAAGCUAUUCUGGCAAGUUUUCGGAGACAAUAAAAUGUCCUCUAGAUCAAUCAAUUUUCGACUGUCAGUGAGCGUAAACUGAGUGUAAAUUUUUCGUUAUUCCAAUUUUGGUACAAUGGCUUCAAUUCUUCGGUUCAGGAAGCUGUGCAUUUUAGUGCCUGUCAAGUGUUCUCCAGUGAGCUACGAAUCACAUGAUGCUCCUGAGGCAGGAAAGAAAGAGGACAGUCCAAUUUCCGCAGUUGAACAAGUUUCUGAGAAGCCACAAGUGAAAAAGAAUAAGAGGCAGCCAAAGCAAUGGAGAUGUAUAGAUAAAUUUGGGAUGAUUGGAUACAUUUGCACUACUUGGUGGCUGAUCCUGUUUUCAUUCAAUUGCUUAACUGCUAAUUUGCCUGGGCUAAAAGUGCCUGAACCUCCUGGUGCUAGACUCAGACGAGAAGGCUUGACAGCUCUCCACCCUGUUGUUUUGGUGCCUGGGAUUGUUACAGGAGGCCUUGAACUCUGGGAAGGGAAGCCUUGCUCUGAAGGCCUGUUUAGGAAGCGGCUUUGGGGCGGUAACUUUGCUGAAAUAUUCAAGAGGCCUUUAUGUUUGUUGGAGCAUCUCUCUUUGGACAAUGAAACAGGGCUUGAUCCUCCUGGAAUUCGAGUUCGUGCUGUUGCAGGACUGGUUGCAGCUGACUAUUUUGCUCCUGGUUAUUUUGUUUGGGCUAACCUAAUCGAGAAUUUGGCAAAAAUUGGCUAUGAGGGUAAGAAUAUGUUCAUGGCUGCUUAUGAUUGGAGGCUAUCCUUUCAGAAUACUGAGAUCAGGGACCAAACUCUUAGUAGAUUAAAGAGCCAAAUUGAGCUUAUGUAUUUAACAAAUGGCCGAAAAAAGGUGGUAGUGGUGCCUCAUUCCAUGGGGGUCAUAUAUUUUCUGCAUUUCCUUAAAUGGGUCGAAGCCCCUCCCCCUAUGGGAGGAGGUGGUGGCCCUGAUUGGUGCAACAAGCAUGUCAAAGCCAUAAUGAAUAUUGGUCCAGCAUUUCGUGUUCCCAAGGCUGUUGGCAGCUUAUUGUCUGCGGAGAGCAAAGAUGUUGCAUUUCUCAGAGCAAUGGCACCUGGUCUUUUUAGUUCUAAGACUCUUGGCCUUCAGACACUGGAACAUGCUAUGAGGGUUGGUCGAACAUGGGAUUCAGUCAUUUCUUUGUUACCUAAAGGGGGAGAGACUAUCUGGGGUAACCUAGAUUGGUCACCUGAAGAAGGACAUGUAUGUGAUUCGUUGAAGAAAAGGCAGCUGCAAGCCUCUGCAAGUGACGAUAAGGGCAACAACAGUGACUCCAGAAGGGCUUUCCAUGUAAAAGAGCUGACAAAGUAUGGCAGGAUUGUAUCUUUUGGAAAGAACGCAUCAGAAUUGCCUUCUUCACAAUUCUCUCCUCUUGUUUUCAAGGGAAGUUCCACCAACUCUGCCGGUGUGUCUUGUGGAAAGGUAUGGACAGAGUAUAAUGAGAUGAGCCAUGACAGCAUCAGAAGAGUCGCUGAAAACAAAGCCUACACAGCAGAGACUGUAAUGGAUCUUCUCCGCCUCGUGGCUCCAAAACUGAUGCAGCGUGCUGAGGCUCAAUUCUAUGGAAUUGCUGAGAACUUGGAUGACCCCAAAUAUAACCAUUACAAGUACUGGUCAAAUCCUCUAGAAACCAAGUUACCUAAUGCUCCAGAUAUGGAGAUUUACUGUCUAUACGGUGCUGGACUGCCCACUGAAAGGUCCUAUGUGUACAAGCUCCACCUCCAGACAGACAGGUGCAAGAGCAUUCCCUUUCAAAUCGAUGGCUCAGCAGAUGGAAGUAACAGCUGCUUGAAGGGUGGAGUGUACUUCGGGGAUGGUGACGAGUCUGUACCAGUUUUAAGUGGGGGAUUCAUGUGUGCUAAAGGCUGGCGAGGGAGAACAAGGUUCAAUCCAUCUGGGAUUGCUACUUACAUAAGAGAGUACCACCACAAGGCACCAAGAAGUCUGCUGGAGGGCAGGGGACUAGAAAGCGGUUCACAUGUCGCUAUAAUGGGCAAUGUGGCCUUCAUUGAGGAUGUUCUGCGGGUCGCAGCAGGGGCUUCUGGUGCAGGGUUGGGAGGUGACAAAGUUUACUCUGAUAUAAUGAGAAUGUCUGAGCGAAUAGAUAUCAGACUUUAACUUGCUCUAUUCAAGGGACUGAGGUUUACUGCUCUGCUGAAAAAUGUUGUAAACAACUGGUCAAUUCAGAUAAAAGGUAAUGAUAAUUGAAUUUGGUAAUUGAAA